Messenger RNA from Gilbertella persicaria, 833 nucleotides. RefSeq names its product SCO1/SenC-domain-containing protein. Gene Ontology annotation, biological process: mitochondrial respiratory chain complex IV assembly; intracellular copper ion homeostasis. The coding region runs from base 5 to 829 and encodes 274 amino acids. The record is from RefSeq and is a predicted model, not a curated record. The transcript is spliced from 3 exons. NCBI's taxonomy places the organism in Eukaryota, Fungi, Mucoromycota, Mucoromycetes, Mucorales, Choanephoraceae. Gene Ontology annotation, molecular function: copper ion binding; copper chaperone activity. Gene Ontology annotation, cellular component: mitochondrial inner membrane.
CUUUAUGUCACUCUUCAAUAGACUUAUAAAAACUUCACUCAGAACACCAUUUGUGAAGCCUUCUGUCAAUAAAACAUGCUUAAGAACACAACCUAGGUCUGCCCAUAAACGCUUUUUUGGCACUACAGCACCCCCUACUCCUCCACCCCCUAAAACAUUUACAUGGAAAUCAGCAGCCGUAUUAACCUUGACAGCUGCAGGUCUUGUUGUUUACUUUAAGAACGAAAAAGAGAAACUUCAAGCACAACGUAAGAAACAAGAGCGCGAUAGUAUUCGAGCCUUAGGCAGGCCCAAUAUUGGUCAACCUUUCAAGCUUUUAAACGUCAAUCAAAAUCGCUUGAUGUCUUCUGAAGAACUAAUGAAUGGCAAGUUUACUAUGAUCUAUUUUGGAUUUACGCAUUGUCCCGAUAUUUGUCCCGAAGAACUUGACAAGAUGGCUGAUGUAGUAGAUACUGUCAAGGCAGAGUUUGGCGAGGAUAUCUUGACGCCCGUGUUUAUUACAUGCGAUCCUUUGCGUGAUACAGAGAAAGUAGUCAAAGAAUAUGUUCAAGAUUUUCAUCCUGAUCUGAUUGGGUUUACUGGUCCUGCAGACGAAUUAAAACAAGUGGCAAGAUCAUACCGUGUUUAUGCUUAUACACCACCCAAUGUGUCUGCAGACGAUGAUUAUUUAGUAGAUCAUUCGAUUUUUAUCUAUUUGAUGGAUCCCAAUGGUAAAUUUGUAGACUGUUAUGCAAGAGACACAACUCCAGAUGAAGUGUUUACUCGAUUCAAGAAUUACAUGCAAGACUAUCUUGCAGAAGGUGGAAAACUAAAGCAUUAUCCCAAAUAAAAUA